Messenger RNA from Vespa velutina, 2506 nucleotides. RefSeq names its product BMP and activin membrane-bound inhibitor homolog. Lineage: Eukaryota; Metazoa; Arthropoda; Insecta; Hymenoptera; Vespidae. The transcript is spliced from 4 exons. The coding region runs from base 970 to 1635 and encodes 221 amino acids. The record is from RefSeq and is a predicted model, not a curated record.
ACGAUACGCGAGUGUACAGUACGAGAGGUGAACGUUGAUCUAGUUGUUUAUUUACUCACUUUUCUAUGAUAUGUGUGUAUACACUUAUAUAGAGAGUGAUCGAUUAACUAUUAUCAUUUUAAAUAUCUAUAAUGUACAAGGAGAACGACGGCGACGACGAGGACGACGAGGACGACGACGACGACGACGACGACGACGACGACGACGACGACGACGACGACGACGACGACGACGACGAUAGACGAGAUACACAGACACAAGGGAACGAAGAAGAAGCACUAUAUCGCAAAGCAAGAGGCGGACUCGCUCUCGCUUUAAAAACUAAGCAACGAACGUUCUUCUUUGGCAGAACGGCUGGUGCUUGUGUGCGCGAGAGAGGCAGGCAAGCAGGCAGGCCGGCUGCGUUUACUCGCUUCGAGCCGACCGACGGCGGCGGCAUUCGCUUUUCGAACAGCAAAGUCGAAAGGGAAGAGAGGGAGACUCGUCAGUCGGCCGUCGAAGCGCGCCGAGUUCGGACGUGAAAUCUGUUCUUCCUGAACGUCUUCGUAACGCAUCUCUCUCUCUUCCCCCCUCUCUUUCUCUCUAUCUUUCUCUUUUUCUCUUCUUGAUUUUAUUUUACAAAUCAUUGUACUUUUACAUUUACUGCUUUCUUUAUUUCUUCGUCACCCAACUCGUCGACAUUAAAUCGACGACGUCAGUGAUAAAACUUGAUCGUUAUUACAAAACUCUUUAUCGCUUCUUUCCCUUAGAAUCCAAUCAAAUUGAAGAAAUUCCACGUGGUUCGGAUAAGAAUAACCAAUCAAAAUUAUCAUCAUCAUCAUCAUCAUCAUCAUUUUCUUUCUUUUUCUUUUUAAUCUUCUUCCCGAUUCGAAUCUUUUCCUUUUCAUUUCUUUCGCUAUCAUUAUCUCUUUUUGUUUCCUUCUAAUCAUUAUUAUAAUUAUUGUGAUUCUUCGUAUCAAAGUGCCAAUCAUGUUGUCCUGGGACUUUUUAACUAUCGCCAUGAUAACGAGCAUCAUCUUGGCUUACACCAAUGGAACCUCCAUAGAUUUCGAUUCUACCGAUUAUGAUGCGCUUUCCGAAAAUGAAGGAAAAUCGUCGGACGAUAAAGAAUUAUCCGACGCAGGCGAGGUUCGUUGUUAUUGUAAUCAACCAGAUUGUGUGCCACAAGGAUAUAUGUGUCGCGGUAGAGGUUGUUUCACCGAAUUACCCUCGAAUGUUGGUUCAUCCUUAUCAAGGACGGAACAUAAUGCUUACAGCGGUUGUCUCGACAAGAGUUUCAAAGAACAACAAUGUCCUACGGGAUUCAUUUGUUGCGAGCAGGAUCUCUGCAAUCACGUAGACAGCCCUGCGAUGAGAAACAGACUAAACAAGACUCUUCAAGUAUUACUGGACGAGCAACGUGCGUACCUAGGACCAGUACAACCAACCGGACACGGAAGUCAGUCGUCGGAUAGCUGGUUCAAAACCGCGACGAUAGCCGUUCCAAUAUGUGGCUUAAUCGCUCUCUUGGUCUUGGCUAGUCUUGCGAUCAGAUUGCUUCAGCCAAUACCUCUGCAAGGCGACAAACUCGGAGGUCAUAGAACGGCAGAUAACGGGCCGCCAUUACUGGGACCAGCAAAAGUGCCUCUCGUUUAAAUAAGAAAAUAAUUAAUGAACUUGCGAUCCAAAGACACUUCUUUAUAAAUCGCGUCCUAGCGAGUAAUUAAUUAAGACUACAUACGUAAGAAGCUAGCGAGCUGUCCUGGCUCUACUUGGCUGUGAAUCCUUCGAGGGAAGCGUCUUUUUAAUUGUAAAUUAUGAUUGACCCGUUACUCGCGCACUUAUCGUCGCAUUUUUUAUAUGAAUACGCCGACGGAGGCGAUUAUUUUAUAAAAUAGAUAAGAGAGAGAGAGAGAGAGAGAGAGAGAGAGAGAGAAUGUGUGAGAGAGUGAAAGAUAUGCAACGUGUAAGUUACAUAUUGUAACGCACAUUUUUAGUAGCGUUAAACGACAACUUGUAAAUAGAUUUAUUUGUAUUCUACUUCGCUAUUGAUUAGCUAUCUUUAAUAUCUUAAUAAUUAUCGUGCAAGAGAUAUAAUGCAAGCUAAUACGAUCGAGAUUAUUCUGGAAAGCUCGAUUUUUCUCUAAGCAGAAAUCAAUAACAUCGCAAUGUACGACGAAAAAGCGAUGACGUGUAAUGUUACGACUGUGCCUUGUUAUGUAAAAGAUAGAAAAUAUGAUGUAAAGGAGAAAACAAACGAAUGAUUGCCGAAAAAAAAAAACAACUACUCCAUGAACAUACUGGCAUUUUUGCAACGUUCGAUCGUUGAUCGUCCAGCGCGUAUUUAUCGCACACUUCUAAAUGUAUUCCAUAUAAACAUUUAUAUUGUGAUAGUAUGACUUAAUAUUAUUGUGUAAAGUUAUUCGACCUUUAUCGCGAGUCUACUUUGUGGUACAUACGACUCUCGCGAGGGAUAACUCGAUAUAAAAGAAUUUUAGGAAAAUAUAACGGAAGGUUUUUUUCAAUA